This is a messenger RNA of Penicillium atrosanguineum, 846 nucleotides long. RefSeq names its product THUMP domain-containing protein. Gene Ontology annotation, molecular function: RNA binding. Bases 1 to 846 code for a protein of 281 amino acids. Gene Ontology annotation, biological process: tRNA modification. The record is from RefSeq and is a predicted model, not a curated record. The transcript is spliced from 6 exons. Lineage: Eukaryota; Fungi; Ascomycota; Eurotiomycetes; Eurotiales; Aspergillaceae.
AUGGGAGGCAAGCGCAGUAUGCCGGGUAAAUCAGGCGCUAUGAAGCGCAGAAAGGAUGGCAAGGGCAUGUAUAAACAGCCUAGCAGCCGAGUUGGUAUGGAGAGCGGAGACUCGGGUGUAUUCGUGACCUGCGAUAUGGGCAGGGAGAGCAAAUGUAUCAGAGAGGCUGUUGAUGUCUUUUCUCAUGCGGUUGAGUCUUCCGGUGAACUGAAGACCGAAGAGGAGGACGAGGACUCGGAUGAUGGCGAUAUCGAGGCCCAGAUCCAACGAGAGCUGGCAGGCUUGCAGACAAGCAAGGAUAAAAAACGCCCGUUUCAAGGAAUGCAGUUGGAAAUGCCCUGUGUCGAGGGCCGUGCUAAUCCGUCAACAGUCAUUUUCCUCCGACUUGACAAGUCGAUUGACCCCGUGUCGCUGGUCCACCGUCUUUGUUCCGAAGCACAAGCCCAUCCGGACACCAAGAACAGCCGAUGGAUUAAACGCAUGACCCCAGUCUCUACCCUCCGAAAAACUCUUAGCGUCGACCUAGAAGCCUUCGCAAAGGAAAUUCUUAAGCCUCAUUUCCAUUCUGGGGGCCCGCCGAAGAAGUAUGCGAUUCGACCUACGAUUCGAGGAAACAAUAAAUUCAAACGAGAUGAGGUCAUCAAGACCGUCGCUGAUGCCGUCGGGCCUGAGCACCCCGUGGACUUGAAGAACUACGAUUUGAUGAUUUUGGUGGACGUUGUGCAGAACGUGAUCGGGAUGAGUGUCGUGGGCAGUGAUUACGACCAGCUGAAACGGUAUAAUUUGGCCGAGAUCUACGAUCCAGCGAAACCCGCGGCGGAUCAGGCCGCAGAAACUAAGACCUAG